AUGUCCGAGCCGCCGUCGUCACCCCCUAGGGCAGGAACCAGCGUGGAGGAUGCCUUGGCGUGGUACAAGGCGCAAUACGAGGUGCUGGAGGCGGAGCUGUCGGAAUUCCAAGCCUCCAGCAAGGAACUAGAAGCCGAGCUUGAGAAGGAUCUAGAUGCGGCCGACAAGCGCGAGCGGUCGUUGCGGCAGAAGGCCGAGGGCCUGAGUUUCGAGGUGGAGGAGUGGAAGCGCAAAUACAAGGAGUCCAAGACAGAAGCCAACGGAGCCCAAAACACCCUCGAGAAGGAGAUUACGACCCUCCGCGACACCAACAGGACGCUUCAGCUAAGGCUCCGCGACAUCGAAGUGGCCAACGAUGAUUUCGAACGCCAGGCGCGGACUACCACCUCGUCCCUGGAAGAUCUCGAAUCCAAGUACAAUGUCUCGAUCGAAAGGGGCGUGAUGCUAGAGGAGGAAAUCAAGAUCGGGGAGCAGGAGCGAGAACAACUACGGGUCGAGACACAACGACUGCGAGAAGAACUCGCCGACCUAAAGAUCGAAGCCGAGAUCCUGCAGGACAAGAUCAAGAAGCAGGAGUCUAGGCACCUCUCGAGCAUCUCAACCGACAUCUCCUCGAUUCCCGGGUCACCAUCAUUCUGCAACUCCCCGCACUCGACCGCGAGCUCUCCGAUGAUUAUGACACCGCCGGAUCUUAAAUCGCUCUCUGCGGCGGACACCACUUCAGAACUCCGAGGUCCACCUUCGCCCCCCAUGUCGGAUGUCUCCCUGCCCUUACCCAAGGUGGGCGGGCUGAAGACUCCCGCUCAAAGGCGGAGCCGCCUCCCCUCGGCGGCCGAGAGCAGCAUCACGCCGAAACCGAAGACAUUUACGGCGUCCACGUCCUCGACCCGCUCAACACGCGCGGUGACCACAUCCACUGCGAUGCGAACACCGGCCCACCGAUCGUCCGCUGCCGCGCGCGCCUCCUCUCGCGCCGUCCAGGGCUCUAACUCUCUCACUCAUAUUCGCACCCUCACCGCUCAGAUGCAACGGCUCGAAGCCCGCGUGCAAUCUGCGCGCUCCAAGCUGCCAGCAGCGCCACCUAUCGACUCGCCACCGCGUAGAUCCCCGCAAGGCCCGGCAAUGCCAUCGAGCAUCACAAUCCGCAGCCGCAAGCGCACCGGCGGGUCUACCGCCUCCUCCAGCGCCGCCAGCUUCGCCUCCGAAACACCGUCCCACUCCCGCCACGCCCCAUCCGAGUCCCACAGCAGCCUCUCCUCCAGCACCAACAAGCACGUCCCCCGGCUUAGCACGUCGGGCGUCUCGCGCCUAUCCUUCGGCCCACUCCCCAACCGCAACCCCACCAACACCAACAACGAACCCGACUUCCCCCGACCCAGUAGCCGAGCUAGCCUCUCGAACUAUGCCCGCCCGGCAAGCCGCAACGACUCCCACCACCACUCCAGCAACAGCCACAGCAGCAACAUUCUACCUCCCCGACCCAUGAGCCGCGCCGGCCUUUCCAACAACCGCACCCCGCUCGCCGCCACCGGCGGGCCCGGCCGGCCGCGCAGCAGCCUCGGCAUGCACCACGGCCGUAGCGGUAGUAUGAGCUACGCCAGCAGCAUGGCAACGGCGCCGACGGCCGAGGAGGCGGACGAGUCCUUUGACGCCGGCGAUACUAGCAUUGUCAGCGUGGGCAGUGUUAGCCCCAAGAAGCUGCGCACGCCGAGCCGCCGUGGAACGUUUAGUCGGCGCGGGGAGGCGGAUGGCGGGUCGGGGGCGCACACGGGAAUUCCGUUACCCGGGUCAAGGCGGUUGAGUGGAGGGUCGGCGUCGCUGUCGGGGUCGGUGCGGCGGACGAGUGGUGGGACCGGGGCGGGGUCGAGGGUGUUGGAGGAUUUGGGGGAGACUUGGUGA
This is a messenger RNA of Chaetomium globosum CBS 148.51, 1899 nucleotides long. RefSeq lists its product as uncharacterized. The transcript is spliced from 2 exons. Lineage: Eukaryota; Fungi; Ascomycota; Sordariomycetes; Sordariales; Chaetomiaceae. Gene Ontology annotation, cellular component: kinetochore; kinesin complex; centrosome. The record is from RefSeq and is a predicted model, not a curated record. Bases 1 to 1899 code for a protein of 632 amino acids. Gene Ontology annotation, molecular function: microtubule binding. Gene Ontology annotation, biological process: vesicle transport along microtubule; centrosome localization; cell migration.